Parasteatoda tepidariorum (common house spider) is the source of this 4134-nucleotide messenger RNA. The record is from RefSeq and is a predicted model, not a curated record. Lineage: Eukaryota; Metazoa; Arthropoda; Arachnida; Araneae; Theridiidae.
CCUUUCUUAGAUUGUUGGGUGAUUAAAGAACUGAUUAAAGUUUGAAGUGAAAUUUAUUCAAAUCUAUGGAAAGUGACCUUUUCUAAAUUAGGCUGGCUAAUUUCGCAGAUCUUUUGGAAUAAAAUAAAAAUGCAGUCCCUCAGCAAGGAUUUUUAUCAUGAACUUGGCGCAUCCAGAUAAUAUUCUUAAUGGAACAACAUAAAAUAAAACCGAUCAUAGCGCCUGAAUAUGAAUGAGGUUUUCUAAGCACUUUCUCUCCGGAAAAUUUAACUUUUAUUGUACGCUGCAAGGCAACCUUUACUUGGCGAUAUUUAGAAUUUGGCGACUAAUAUCAGUUGUUGAGUUCUCGCGUUUGAAUGUUGUGUCAGAGAGACGGUUUGUUGCGGUGCAAACGAUUUCGAAACUAAGGGCUGGAGAAAAUGUGCCGUGCUUUUUGUUAUGAAUACGUCAAGAUUUUGAUAUUAUGAGAUUAAGAGCUACUUUAUAUAAACCAGAAAAGAAGGUUCCGCCUGAUCAGAACAAACCAGGUGUCCAAGAAAGUGCCUUAAAUGUUGAUCAAGAAUUUUUUUCGAACUCCAACACAAUGGGUUUAGGCAAUAACCCAGUUUUGGACGAGUUAGAUAGCAACAAUGAGCAAAAUAUGGUAGAUGAAUUUAUACCUUUUGAAAAUUCUCCAUUAAAUUCACAAAACAAAUCAUCUACACCGAUGAACAAAAACAAAACUUCAUCCAUUCUUAGAUUACGAAACAAAAAUAUUUCUCGAGCAGAAAGAAGUUCAAAAGGGAAAAGCACAUCUGAAGUCUAUGAUAAAUUUUUAAGAAAAAGUGAAAAAAAUGUAGAGUUGAAAAAACGUCCAAAAUCCCAAUUUUACGAUAUUGACGAAAUUGAAACAAGUAUUAGUGGGACGAAUUUGAUUGAGCAAAGCAGCGUGGACAGUAUCUCUCAUCCAGCAUUGAAUAACAUUGAUCAACUCUCUGAAUUAUCUGAACCAUCUGGUGCUCUGAAUUCUAGAAACUCUUCUUUGCAUACCUCUAUCUCUCAACUUUCUCCUGCAGAUAGUUUGUUGAAAAAAUUUCGAAAAAGUUUUGCUGUGCGGUUUAAAAAGAAAACAGAUUUAGUAUCAAAUAAUUCAAAUAAAUCCCCUUGCCAAUCGCCAGUUUUAACUCAAGAACCCAUUCCAAACUUUCAAAGCUACUUACAUGAUUCAAAUAGCAAAGAAAUCAGCAACAAAGACUUUUCAAAUCCAUCAGUUCAGUCUGGUAAAACAUGUGAUAUUAAUGUGCCACAAACUGAUUUGCAGAAAAAGAUCAAUUCUUCUGAGCAUUUGAAAAAGCAAUCUGCUAACAUUUCUAAUUGUAGAAUAAAAGGCAAAAAAAAGCAAGACUGGCGAAGAAGCUUUUUUUAUGAUAGUGUUGAUAACAUUUUUGAUUCUAAUAAGUCAAGCAUUAAUAAAUCAUAUAAAAUGCCUCAAUUUGCUGGAAGUGAUGCAAAUAUUUUAAGAAAAAGAACUGCAUCCACCUCUGACUAUUCACCUAAAUUUAAAGAUAUUCAACAGCCUUUAUCAACAGUAGAUUCACCUUCUCCUGAAACUAAUUGCACAAAAUUUUCUGAUCACAAAAAUGAAGUUAUUUUAAAUGCCAAUUCCAAUGCUGUGAAUUUAGAAGACCACCAAAAAACAAUUACUAGUCUUGAUCAGAUAUGGAGAUCUAAUCCUGUGAAACUUUGUAGAGUUCAUUCUCGAUUAUUAAUGUGUCGUCACAAAGGUAGAUACCGCUUACGCCGUUCAAUUAGUCAACCAGUUGAGCUUGAAAUGUCAGGAUCAAUGCACAGUCUUAAAGAAUCUACGCAUGGUUCAGCUGAACAUGAAACUUUCCAAAAGAGUAGCUUAUCUUCAGAUGAUGAAGUCUCAUCUGAGAGUGAUAUAUAUCAUAGUUACUGCUGUAGUCCUACACGCCGGUCAAAUACUUGUUGGGAAUUAUCAGGAGAAAGUGCUAUGUAUGCAGAAGCCUUGUGGGAUCAUGAAACAAUUGACACUGAAGAGCUGCCUUUCCAAGCUGGUGAUGUCUUAGAGGUUACUGAUACAAGUGAUCAAGAUUGGUGGUGGGGUAUAAAGGAUGGUCAGGGAGGAUGGUUUCCAUCUGCUUUUGUCAGACUAUAUGUGAGCCACAGAGGGCCUGCGCUGCAUUAUAAUGGUCAAACUACUGAAGAAAUUCCUUACUCCCCAAGCAAGGUCAGCAUGAAUAAUCUAAGCUGGGAACAAGUUAGAGCAAAUAUUGUUCAAGAAAUAGUUGCUACUGAGAGAGAUUAUGUUAAGCAUUUAAAAGAUGUUGUUGAAGGUUAUUUAAAGCAAGUUCAAAGACGACCAGAUAUGUUCAGCAAAGAAAGGAUAGAAACAGUAUUUGGAAACAUACAAGAAAUUUAUAAUUUUCAAAGUGAAUUUUUAAAACAACUGGAAAAUUGUUUAGAUAAUGAUGCUCCACAUUUAAGCCAAAUAGGAAAUUGCUUUCUAAACCAUAAAGAGGAGUUUAAAAUGUAUUCCCAGUAUUGCAACAACCAUCCAUUAGCUGUUAGUGAAUUGCAAGAAUUGUAUUGUGAUUCACAAUAUAUACAUUUUUUUGAAGCCUGCCGACUUCUGCAAGAAAUGAUUGACAUUUCUUUAGAUGGGUUUCUCUUAACUCCUAUUCAAAGAAUUUGCAAAUACCCUUUGCAGCUGGCAGAACUUCUCAAAUUUACUGACGAAAACCAUCCAGAUCAUAUUCCUGUAACAAAUGCAUUUGCAGCUAUGAAAGAAGUUGCUGAACUUGUGAAUGAGCGUAAACGUCGGAUGGAAUGUUUAGAGAGAAUAGCUGAAUGGCAGAAUACAAUUGAAGGCUGGGAAGGUCCAGAUGUUCUGGAUACAAGCUCUAUUUUGAUUCAUUGUGGUGAAGUUACUAGAGUAUCAUCAUCAUGGUCCCGUGAUAUUUAUUUAUUCAUAUUUGAUCAUCAACUUAUAUAUUGCAAAAAGGAUCUUCUCAAACGACACACUUAUGCUUACAAGGGUAGAUUAAACCUUGAUCACUGUGAUAUUGUUGAUGUGGAUGAUGGAAAAGAUUCGCAUUUUGCAGUAACUGUAAAAAAUGCAUGGAAAAUUUACUGCCGUGACAAAGACAAAUGGUAUCUUUUUUAUGCUAAAACUGCACCAGAGAAAGAACAAUGGAUUCGUGCUUUUAAAACUGAAAGGCAACGAGUUAGUGAUGAUGAAAAGCAAGCAUUUAUAGUAACUGAAGAAGCAAAACGUAGUGCAAGAUUAGCUGUCCAAAAUAAGCAAAAGCCUAAGAGGCCUAGAGCUAAGUUUGCUAAAGGUCGUCGAUGUCAUCCAGAUGUAGCAGUUACUGAACUUCUCCUUGAUUCACCUAGUGCCAAAGCACGCAGUGGAAGCCUUCCUUCCAAUAUUCAUCCUGAACUUGCUAUUUUGACUGGUGCUAAAUUAGGACCUACUAGAAAAAAAGGAUCUGGUUGGUUUCAUUUUGGUAGUGGGAAAAAGCCGAAGAGUUAAAAACAACUUUGUCUAACCUUUUGCAGCUUAGGUGCCAUACUGGGUUAAUAGCACAGUUUUUAAGUGUUUGGUUGAUUUGAAUGAAGUAAAUGAAAUGACUGUAUUGAAUUUUGCAUGAUGCGUUGAAAAAAAAAAGAAAAAUGCGUCUGCACUGUGAACUUUUCCUUAAUUUGUGUGUAAUAUAUGUUUGAAACAUGCAAUUCAGAGAACAUCCAUGCCAAGAAAAUGUAUCAUUCCAAGUUUAACUAUUAACACAAGCAAAAUUGAAUUAUAGUUUUAAAUAUUAUUAAUGAUUUUAAUUAUUUUUACAAUUAGUUUCAAACUCUAAAGGUACCCUGGUAGUAGAAAUUACUUAGUCAAUCGAUAGCUAAAUCUUCAUCGAUUUAAAUUUGUCUGUGACCAGAUGUUAUUAUUUUUAUAAAAAUUAAGCUAAAUCUGUGUGUUCAAAAUUGAAAUAGAUAACAUGAAUUUUUGUGAAUAGUUUUUAAUUAUCCUAAUUCUUAUAUUUGCAAUUUUUACAUGGAUGCAAAUAUAUAUAUAUAAUUCACUAUUAAAUUGCUUGCAACCAACUAAUCAAAAACUAUUUAUGUAAAUAAAAA